Molecule: messenger RNA, 1980 nt
Organism: Linderina pennispora
Lineage: Eukaryota; Fungi; Kickxellomycota; Kickxellomycetes; Kickxellales; Kickxellaceae
Product: Di-copper centre-containing protein
Exons: 1
Coding region: 369-1895 (508 amino acids)
Molecular function (GO): oxidoreductase activity
Source: RefSeq, a predicted model, not a curated record
CUGGUUCUCAUCCUUCUUAUUUCAUACAUCUCGCUGGUCGUAGAGUAGGAAAGGCAACUUUAUCUUCCACAUCCCAAACAAUCUUCCAUCUAUUCUAUCGCUAUCUUCGGAACUCAGCCAUACGAUGGUCAAGCUGAGCUUCAUGUCAGCCAUGGCGGCCAUUGCCGGCCUCGCCUAUAGCCAGUGCGCGAACCCGAUGCAGCGGACCCGAGAUUCGCUCCUUGUCGGCCCAAGACCGGGCGCGGUACCUGCGUGCAGUCAACCAACUGCGUGAAAACGGUGAGCUGGACCGCCUGUCGAGUAUACAUGUGGAGAAUGCAGAUACAAUCCAUGGACACCCGCGGUUCCUGGUGUUCCACCGGCACUUCAUGAACGAUUUUGCAAACGCUCUGCAGCGUGUUGACCCGGGCGUCCCUGUCCCGUACUGGGACUGGUCUUUGGAUGCCAGCAACCCGGCAGCGAGUGCGCUGUUCACCGACUCAUUCCUCGGCGGCAAUGGCAGUGGGCCAAACAGCUGCGUGCAGAGCGGGCCACUGGCCAACUGGCAGAUGCGCGUGUCGACCCCUCACUGUCUGGCGCGCAGGUUCAAUAAUGGCGACCAGAUCUCGCCGUUCUGGCCACCAGAGGCACUGCUGAGUAUGCAAAACACGGUUUCACAGUACGGCGCGCUGUCGAGCGGUAUUGAGAACGGCUGUCAUGGCGCCGUGCAUCUGGGAAUCUCUGGCGAUAUGUCGACCAUGUUUGCGCCCAACGACCCGUUCUUCUUCCUGCACCACGGGAUGGUCGACAAGCUGUGGUACGACUGGCAGCUAAUGAAUCCCGAGACGCGGUUUGCCAUGUAUGACAACUCGAACUAUCAGGACCCGCCGGUCUCGGCCGACGAGGUGCUACCCGGCUACCCGAAUGUGCGUGUGCGCGAUGUCCUAGAUCCGCGCAGUGCUGCCUUGUGCUAUGUCUAUGUUGACUCAGGUUCGGGCGCCGCAACGAAGCGGCUGAUGCAGGAAGUCGACCGCCAAGCUCAGCAGCAGCAGCAGCAGCCGCAAGGCGGUCCUCAGGCCAACCAGCAGGUUACUGGUGGCCCGGCUGCUCUUGGCCCCAUGAGCGGUCCUACUGGUCCCAACGGUCCCACUGGUUUCAACGGGCCUGUUGGUCCUGCUGGUCCUGUUGGUCCUGUGCCCCAGCAGCAACCGCUGACUCCAGGAAGGCAAUUCAAUGGUGAUGCUCCUCAGUCUGCUACUCCUCAACCUGCCGCCACAGCCAACCCGGGCCAGCCCAUGCGUGGAGGUAGCCGUGGAGUGCAAGAUUUUGUGCAAAACGCGCUUGCCAGCAGCCUUGGUGGAACGCCCCUGGGUGCAAUGAACUUUGGUGGCCACCGACACAAUCGCAAUGGUCGUCUUUUCCGUCGCCUUGCCUACGCCGCUGGUCUCUCUGCCCGUGAAUACACUGGCCAGACUCCUGCUCCAGCUGCGGCCCCAUCUCAGGACAUCCUCGGCCUUGGUGGUCUGGUAAAUGGUCUUCUGGGCUCCGAUGGCCUGGUUGCGCAUCUCUUGGAGGGCGUCGGCAACGUCGUGUCGGUUCUGCCACAGGGCUUGACCAAGACGCUUGAGGCAGUCGGUGAGAUUGCCGAGAAUGUCACGAACGAUGUGUUCGACCUGCUGCACGUCCCCAAGGUCGAUCUGUCGAAGCUGUCCAAGGAGGAGCGCCUGAUCCCGGCGGUCCAGCCGCUGCCCGACUGGUGGUGCCAGAAAAACAACCUUAACGCAACGUAUGCAGCGCAGCUCCACUCGCAGGUGCACGAUAUCAUUGAAGGAUUCAACCGGAUUCCGGGAUAUGUGUCGCCUGCGGUUGUCCACUAUGCUGCCAUGAAGUAUGGCGACAAGGCGGGCUCCAAGUAAACAACCCGUUUAUCACGAUGUUACAUUACAUUUAGUAGUUCAUUCCCAGGCCUAGGCGAAAUGAAUAAACAUACAUCCAUGUCCC